AUGGUUGCUAGGAUUGCCGUCGUUACCGGCGGGAACAAGGGGAUCGGCUUCGAGGUGUGCCGGCAACUAGCUAGCCAUGGAGGAGUCACGGUCAUUCUGACGGCUCGGGACGAGACCAGGGGCACGGAGGCGGCCGAGAGGCUCAGAGCGCCGGGGCUCACCGACACCGACGUCGUCUUCCACCGGCUGGACAUCACGGACGCUUCGAGCAUCGCCACGCUAGCCGAUUUCGUCAAGACCCGUUUCGGGAAGCUGGACAUCCUGGUCAAUAAUGCCGGCGUUGGCGGGGUUGAGUACCCCCAAGAACUCGAUACCAACGACGAAAAGUUCGCUGGCCUCGACUCCAAUCAGAGACUUGAAUGGAUGGUGAAGAAUGUCCGGGAGGCCAUCGACGCCGCAAGGGGAGCAGUGGAGACAAACUACUACGGCACCAAGCAUGUAACCCAGGCCCUGCUGCCUCUGCUGCUGCAAUCUUCCUCCCAGGGAAGAAUAGUGAAUGUCCCCUCCGAAUAUGGACUGCUAAGGGUAACUUAA
Messenger RNA from Triticum turgidum subsp. durum (durum wheat), 534 nucleotides. NCBI's taxonomy places the organism in Eukaryota, Viridiplantae, Streptophyta, Magnoliopsida, Poales, Poaceae. The record is from the annotation of a GenBank genome assembly.